This is a messenger RNA of Mugil cephalus (flathead mullet), 2526 nucleotides long. RefSeq names its product lysophosphatidylcholine acyltransferase 3 (gene lpcat3). The transcript is spliced from 13 exons. The coding region runs from base 220 to 1617 and encodes 465 amino acids. Gene Ontology annotation, molecular function: 1-acylglycerophosphocholine O-acyltransferase activity; lysophospholipid acyltransferase activity. Lineage: Eukaryota; Metazoa; Chordata; Actinopteri; Mugiliformes; Mugilidae. Gene Ontology annotation, cellular component: membrane. Gene Ontology annotation, biological process: phosphatidylcholine biosynthetic process; lipid modification. The record is from RefSeq and is a predicted model, not a curated record.
AGUGUCCGAGUCAGCUCACAUGCCAAAAGUGUGUUGACAUCUUCAGUCGGUACAGAUAAUAGUAAAAUACAGUCACAACAGUGAGGUAAGUCGUCGGCAGAGGAGGGAUUUUGGGAGGAGGGCCACACCGUGGAAGCAGCCGUACAGAGCCUUUAAAAACUCUGUGUGGAUGUCUGCCGUGAGUCAGUAGAGGAGGAAGCGUGUCCGCCCACAAGAAAGAUGGCGGCUCCCUUGCUGGAGAAUCUGUCGGAGUCCCUAGGUUCCCCCGAACCGGCGGUUCGACUCAUUUUAUCAAUUUUAAUCGGGUAUCCCUGUGCUCUGGUGUACCGGCGCUUCUUGUUCUAUCAGUCCCCCACAGUCAUCCACUUGUUCCACGCGCUCUCUGGAUUGGCUCUAGCAGCAUUCAACUUUGCAGGCUCUCAGCUUUAUCACUCCGUAGUAUGCAUCCUUGUCCAGUUCCUGAUGCUCAGGCUCAUGGGAAGGACGGUCACCGCUGUCCUGAGCAGCUUCACCUUUCAAAUGCUAUACCUGCUGGCAGGGUAUUACUACACAGCAACAGAGGAGUAUGACAUCAAGUGGACGAUGCCUCACUGUGUCCUCACACUCAAACUCGUUGGUUUGUCAUUUGAUUACUAUGACGGCGGCAAGGAACCAUCUCAGCUGACUUCAGAGCAGAAGAAAGCAGUCCUGUCAUCUGUCCCCUCGCUGCUCGAGGUAUACGGCUUCUCCUACUUCUAUGGCGGCUUCCUGGUGGGUCCCCAGUUUACAAUGCGCAGCUACCAGAAGCUGGUGGCAGGGGAGCUCACCGACUGCCCCGGAAAGCCUCCCAACAGUGUAAUACCGGCUCUGAAGAGGUUUUCUCUGGGGUUUCUCUGCUUAGUGAUAUACGCGAUAUUUAGUCCUUAUUACCCAGACAGCUACUACUUAACAGAUGAGUAUGAGGCUCAGCCAUUCUGGUAUCGCUGUGUGUUUAUACUGCUUUGGGCCAAAGUCAUUUUGUAUAAAUAUGUCAGCUGUUGGGUCAUCGCGGAGGGUGUGUGUAUACUGUCAGGGCUGGGGUAUAAUGGAGUAGUGGAUGGUGUGCACCAAUGGGACGCCUGUGCCAACAUGAAGGUGUGGCUCUUUGAAACGACGCCACUAUUUGGAGGAACUAUUUCUUCUUUCAACAUCAAUACGAACGCCUGGGCUGCCAGGCAUGUGUUCAAGAGGCUGAAGUUCCUGGGCAAUAAGACCUUGUCUCAUUUGACCACCCUGUUCUUUCUGACUAUUUGGCACGGCCUUCACUCUGGAUACAUCUUGUGUUUCUCCAUGGAGUUCUUCAUCAUCACUGUGGAGAGACAGGCCCAGGCUCUGGUGAGGGAUAGUCCCUUGUUGACGAAGCUGGCCAACAGCGCACUCUACCCCCUCAUCUAUAUAGUCCAGCAGUUUGUCCACUGGCUCUUCAUGGGGUAUCCUCUAGUGCCAUUCUGCCUCUUCACCUACGACAAAUGGCUCAAGGUGUAUUCCUCCGUCUAUUUCUGUGGUCACGUAUUCUUCCUCGUAUGCUAUUUAAUCUUACCGUACCUCCGUAAGGCGCUGGUGCCUAAGAAACCACGGACUGAGAAGAAGCAAGAAUAAAACCUGGUACGAGGACUCAGCAUGGUGCAUCUAAGGCUGGACAUCUAAUGAAGGGAACUGUGACUUUGAAGGAGUGGAAUGGAAAAUAUUAUAAGGCCUUUAGUAAUAUAUAUAUAUACAUAUAUAUAUAUAUAUAUAUGUCCAUGUAAAAAUACAUUUAUAUAUAUUUUUGUGUUUUAAAUGGGGAAGGGUGUUUUAUAAACAUUUGGAGAAAUGUUUACAGGAAAUUACCAUUGUGCCACAUGGGGGUAAUUGUGAGCCAAUCAGGGGCAGUUUCCUGACGGUUUUCUUUUUAUAAAUUUCAAGACAUGUGGAACUUGAACACAAGAGACUUACACGCUGUCGAUACAGAAUUGCACUCACUGGUUCGGAGUCGGUCUUUGACUCCUGUUUUUUUUUUUUUUUUAUUAUUAUUUUGUCUCAUCGCUCUCAUCCCACGUUUUGCAGCAACAUUAAGCCCUCGCGGGAGGUCGAAGCACAGCGCCAGCAUAUGUGGCACUCUGAUGUAAUAAAACAGCAAGCGUACAGCUUUCUGCAGAAGAAGAAAGGUUGUGGUGAUUAUAAGAAUAUUAUCAGGUUUUGUUUUUUCUUCAAAAUGGCUGCCAGUGGUUAUACAAGCACUGUAAAUCACACAUUACACACAAACUCUAACUCAAAAUGGCCUUGUAUUAAUGAAUGUUUUUACAGUGCAUUUCUUCUGAUUUUAAUUUGAUUUGUGACGGGAUGAAAAAAACAAAAGAUUUUAUAGAGAUUUAACAGCUUUUACGAAAAAGAAGAUUUUGUAGCUUUGGAUAAGACUUAAUGAAACAAGCCGCAUCGUCCUGGUGAUCUUUUUGCUUUUCUUCUCUCCACAUCUCUCCCUCUCCACUGUCCCUUUCUAUUAAAGCCCUCUGAACGGCACUAAACCAC